Messenger RNA from Boleophthalmus pectinirostris (great blue-spotted mudskipper), 6464 nucleotides. RefSeq names its product adhesion G protein-coupled receptor F5-like. Gene Ontology annotation, cellular component: membrane. Lineage: Eukaryota; Metazoa; Chordata; Actinopteri; Gobiiformes; Gobiidae. The record is from RefSeq and is a predicted model, not a curated record. The transcript is spliced from 22 exons. Gene Ontology annotation, molecular function: G protein-coupled receptor activity. Gene Ontology annotation, biological process: cell surface receptor signaling pathway; G protein-coupled receptor signaling pathway. The coding region runs from base 1871 to 4078 and encodes 735 amino acids.
CUAAAUGAGAUUCCAGCAGUGAAAAUCUCUGAAGAUUUUUCACGAGGACAUCCACGAUCGAGUGAGUGAGCAUGGUACCACAAAGCUCUCUCCUGUGGGUGGUGGUGCUGGUGUGUGGAUUUGUGUCAUGUGAGACUCAACAAUUUUUGGUUCAGGAGUCUGUGAAUGUGGGUCUUUCCUCAGUUGCAUUAGCGAUCUCAACCACAGCAGAUUAUCAAGUUAUCAUUCAAAUCGAUGACGUAGCACGUUUCAAGGCAAUUUUGGUUAAUUUAUCACUGCCCUUUUUGGUCAAUAGUUCAAUAGAGAUUACUGCUAUCACCACGACAACAGUGUGUUCACCUGGUAACCUGACAUCCUACGAGUGCCGCUGUGAGCCGGACUAUAUCUGGUCCCAAGAAGUAUGCAGCAAUUACAGUGUAUGUGAUCGUUCUGUCCAAGAUCCAUGUGGGUGUAUCACUUCUAUACCGGCAAAUGACCAGUCAUGUCAGCUCAGGCCACCAGUAACUACUGCCAUACCAACUACUACUACUACUCCAACCAGUACCUUUCCAGUGACAGACUACGACGUAUCCUUGACGUUCUCUUUGAGCAUCAACGGCUCACUCCAAAACAUUACGGACUACAUCAGGAGUGCCCUCAACUCAUCUCCUUAUAAUCUGUCCCAAAGUCUGUUGCUGUCAGUAUUCAACUUAACUACAGUUUGCACUGUAGAACCAGAUCGAAUGCUGUGUCGGUGUGAGGAGGGGUACAGCUGGCCAUGUGAAAAGUGUUACAACUAUAGCCAGUGUCCCAAUACCACAAUAAACCCCACAUGUGACACGGCUUAUAUUUAUGGGUCACUCGCUAACGAGACCUGUGAACCAGUCACAAACACAUGUCAGUCCUGUCCAGGGAUUACUACAACUGCUCCUACUACUACUACAACAUCUAAUAUUACUACUACAACACCUAAUAUUACUACAACACCUCCUCCUACUACAACAGCACCUAAUAUUACUACUACAACACCUAAUAUUACUACUACAACACCUAAUAUUACUACAACACCUCCUCCUACUACAACAGCACCUAAUAUUACUACUACAACACCUAAUAUUACUACAACACCUCCUCCUACUACAACAUCUAAUAUUACUACUACAACACUAAUAUUACUACUACAACACCUAAUAUUACUACAACACCUCCUCCUACUCCGACAGCACCUAAUAUUACUACUACAACACCUAAUAUUACUACAACACCUCCUCCUACUCCGACAGCACCUAAUAUUACUACUACAACACAUUCGUCUACUACUACUACUAGAACUACAACUCCCAUUCCAGUUCCAGAACAAAAAGCAGUAGCAGUUACUUUGGAUGUCCCAUUUAAUUCUUCUUUCAAUUCUCUGGACAAUCCUUUGAACACCAACACAAGAAAAUUAAUUUUGGAUGGUUGUCGUAAAAGGCUUCAAAAUUGUAAAAUAUUGAGUUUAAUUUUUAAACCUGGAAGUACAAUAGUCGAGAGCAAUAUUAGUGCCACUUCACCUCCAGAGGCCAUAGAAACAGUACAGCAAGACAUCGUGAGUGAAAUUGUAAAACAAUACAAAGUCAUCACUGAUGGGGUCAGUUUGGAUUUUCUGAAAAAGCCAGUACUUUUUGGCACUGAGGCUAAAAUAGAGUGUGAUCCAUCCGGAGAGAUUUUCAGCAGCAAUUGGACAGCGUCAUGGUUCAAAGAUGGUGUUGAAAUCACUACUGGAGUUAACAAUGCUGAUGGAAAGUCAGUGCUGACAAUUCUGAAUUUUUUUCGCACAAACAUAGGAUAUUACGAGUGCAGACUCACCAGUGGAAACAACAUAUUCAGACAAAAAUCAGGAAGACUGACUUUUAUGGAGCUGCCAGUCAUUACUUUAAGCCCAGUGUCACAAAGUAAAACGUGCACAGUGGGCUACUCUCAAGUCAUUGAGUGCUCUGUUCAAAGCACUGUUCGGGAUUUCUAUAAACUCCGAUGGAGGGGUCAAAACUUAACAGACUAUGGUAAAAUCAGUAGAGAGACCGAUAGAGUCACCAGCUGCCCGCAGAUCUUUACAGACACUUGUGAAGCAGCAGACUAUCCACAGUAUAACAAACAAGUAACAUUAACUUUUAAAACAGAAGAAGGUUUUCAAUGUACAAGUGACACCUGGGGCCUUGGAAAUGAAGGGGACCAAGUUGAAGGAUCCUGUGAAGAGGGAAAAGUCGGAAAGAAAGUGGCCACAUGUUUAAACAGAAAUUGGGAAGUGGAGGACUUCUGUGUGCUCGAAAAAAUCCAGGAACUGCUGAAUCAGACAGAGGCACUGAGGGACCCCGGUGCAGUUCCUGAAAUCCUGAAUGAGCUCAACGAAGUCACAAAUGAAUUAGAAAAGAAUGUCACAGAAUCAGCUGCAACAAUCGAAACCAUUGUGAUAGUCAUGAAAAGGUUGGCAGACAUAAGCAAAGAAAUUACACAAGGACCAAUGGAGGAUAUCUUAAACACUUCGAGCAUUUUAACUGUGGACGCAGCAAAAAAAUCAUGGGAUAGACUUAACAAUAGAACAUAUAAAAAUUUGACAAGAAGUUCAAAAGCAACAGUGAAUAGUCAUAUUGCAGCCAGCUCUACAUUUUUGAAAAAUCUUGAAGAUUAUUCAAAGAAAUUUGUGGAUCGAUUUGGUAAUAUUGUAACAGAUUUCAUCUUGUUUAACAAAACUGUCUUCAGCAACACUUUCCAAGAGGAAUAUGAUAACUCAGUGCAAAUAGAAAUACCACAAUCUGGGCUACAAAACAAUACAAUUACAGUGUUGACGUUUGAAUCCUUACACAAUGUAGUACCUCCAGUCAACCAAAUGAUGACAUCCAACUUAUCCAUCAAUGCUAAAGUUGUUCUUGUCCAAUCAGUUGGAGUUAAAAAUGUGUCUUUCACCUUUGACCUCCGCAACAGCUCUUUGUUCAGCCCUCAAUGUGUUUUCUGGAACUUCGCACUCUUCAAUGACACAGGUGGAUGGGAUAAUGAGGGCUGCAUUGUGGUUAAUGACACUAAGGACACUGUAACCUGUCAAUGCAAUCACUUAACAUCAUUCUCCAUACUUAUGUCUCCUUACGCUAACUUUUCUAAGAAACAACAAAAAGACUUGGAGAUCAUAACGUACAUUGGAGUUGCAAUAUCGAUUGCUUCCCUGAUAAUAUGCCUCAUCAUUGAAGCUGUUGUGUGGAAAAAGGUUCGCAAACCAAGAGUGUCCUACAUGCGUCAUGUUACCAUUGUCAACAUUGCUGUUUCUCUGCUUUGUGCCAAUAUCUGGUUCAUGAUUGGAGCCGGGAUUUCUGAAAGAAAACACGAACCUUCCUGCACGGCAGCCACAUUUUUCAUUCAUCUAUUUUACCUGGCCUUAUUCUUUUGGAUGCUGGUGUCAGGACUAUUGCUGUUCUACCGCACCAUCAGUGUUUUUGAUAGUGGGAUGAGAAAAGGAACCAUGUUGGCUAUUGGUUUUUCCAUUGGAUAUGGAGCGCCAAUUAUUAUCGCUGUGGUGACUGUAGCGUCCACUGCUGGACAGAAACAUUACAUACAGUUAAACAAUUUCUGCUGGCUCAAUUGGAAUGAGUCAAAGGCGCUACUGGCCUUUGUGAUCCCAGCACUGACAAUUGUUGUGAUAAACUUCUUCAUCUUGUGUGUGGUCAUCUAUAAAAUAAUUCGAAGAAGGACAGCAGCAAAUGGAGCAAACGCAGAAGAAAAGCAUGUCUUCAUGGUGAUUAUCCGCUGCCUAGCAUUCCUAACUCCUUUUUUCGGGUUAACCUGGUGUCUCGGAGUAGCAACAAUGGUGGAUAUCAAGGAUGACAACUCUAAAUUUGGAGUUCACGUCUCAUUUGCAUUCUUCAAUUCCCUUCAGGGUUUCUUUGUCUUGCUUUUUGGAACUCUUCUGGACAGCAAGGUGCGUCAAGAAAUUUCAAAAUCUUCAAGUUCUGGAGCAACAAGGAGCACAACUGGAGGACAGACUUCAUCGUCAGGUGUACUGGCCGGGUUGCGAAGGUGGAGAGAUGGUUACAAUAUAUCAUCAAAUGCGGAUUCUUCAGUUACUAAUACUUAAUGGAUCACUUAAUGCAAUAGUUUUUACAGUGAAAUGGAAGUUUAAAAGUCCUAUAUUACACACAAGUUACUCUUGUGAUUUUAGCCAUUUCAUAAUGCUAUUACUUCAUCAAAAACAUACCAGGAGUUGUGUUUUGUUUCAAUCACACAUGUAUGAGUACCGUAUAUAAGUCACUCUGGAGUAUAAAUUGCACUUUUUGGGGGAAAUUUAUUUUAUAAAAUCAGAGACCAGAAACUGACAUUUCAUCUUAAAAGGCAAGUUAUAGUAAUAACAAUAGAAUAGAGAACAACAGGUUGAAUGGGCGUGUGGUAUGUUUACCAAACUCUCCAUCUCACUCCAAAUCACUAAAUCCAUUGAAUUCUUCAUCCUCCUUGUCACUUCUGAGCAACUUCGUGACCUUCGGAGGCAAAGAGAGUGCCACUUCCUCUUCUGUGUAGCUGUCGUCAGACUCAGCAUCAGUUCCAGUUAGAAUUAUUCUGACCUUUCUGAAUCCCAACAGGAUGGUUUCAGUUGUCACUAAAGUCCAGGCUUUGUCGAUCCAUCCAAUGACUUCCAGGAAAGUUGCAUGGCGGAACCUCCCGGUUGCCGUGAAGCUGUGUUUUCCAACCCCGCGUUCUGUCAGUCCUUCACAAGUUUCUCGCUCACUCCAAACUUUCUUCCUGCUCCUCGAUUACCGUUUUCAGCUGAAUAUUUCACUACUUGCAGUAGGACAGAGGAUCUUUCUGCAGGAGACAUGCACAGUAGGGCUCCAAGUGACAGUGGAACAGGAGUAAUAGGAAUAGCAGAUACUGGCACAAAGUCUAGAGUGCCCUCUCGCUCCUGUCAGUGUGAAAAAAGAAACACUCAAACCAUGAAAAAAAGUGCGACUUAUAGUCCGAAAAAUACGGUAAUCCUUUAUUCUGUCUACAUCUCCAAAGCUCAAAAUGUUCUGUUCCACCUUGUUAUGUCAUGUGGUAGUUUUCAAGUUAACAGCUAACUUUUCCCUUUUGUUCAGCAGAGAUUGGCAAGUGAAGGUGUAACUAAAAACACAGUACAGUACUACAUGACAUCACAAGGUGGAACAGUUUUCUGUUUGAGAGAAGAACUAAACUGAAAUAUGCAGUGUUUGUGUGAAUUAAACAAAACACAACUCCAGGAAUGAUUUUGAUGAGAACUACAUUAUAACAUAGAUCAGAAACUUGCAUAAUAUGGGUCCUUUAAACAUAUUUGUGAUUUUGUUACAGAUUUUGAGCAUACAACUGGUCAGUGUGAUGCCAGUUUAAUUUUCAGUGAAAUGCCCUGUAUUCUGAGAUAAGAUGUCAAAUAUGCACUUUACAUUAGAUAGUACAUUUGGAGGAUUUUGUUGGAUAACUAUAAGUUGUCAGUUUAUUUUUUCAUUAACUCUCUUAGGAAUCUUCAAUUAAAAGUGUGAAAUCUGUGCUGUUUACUUACCAAGCAUUGAGGGAGUAAUUCAAAGUGUCACCCAUGGGGACCAGUCUUUUGUUUUGUUUGGGGAAAGCUGUUCAGUCAAAUGGGUGUAAUUAGCACCUAUAAUGUAAUACUAGGCGUGUAUUGGCUGUAACACCUUUUCUACUCAUCUCUCUAGACAAAACACAGCAUGACCUUGACAAUAGGGAAAUAGCAGUCAACUCUAUGGUCAUGGAUUUCUCCUUCUGAACAAAGUUUGUGUGGAAAAAUAAUGCACUUUAAUAAUUGUAUAUUUGAUUAUGACAAAUUUCAGUUAAAGGUACAGUGUGUAACUUUUCUAGUGGAGGGUCCGCCACCUGCUUAUCUUCAUGGAGACGUUAUUGCCUUGUCUAAAAUGGUCCAUGGCUGAGAUUACAGGUCAGAUCUGUGGAAUGUGGACAGGCAACCCUAGUCACAAAGAGAAUGACUUCUUGAGCAAUAGAAACACCAGUAAUUAAUUAAUGCUCAGUAGAUGUGUCAUACCAUGAAACAUCCAGGCAAAGCAAUAACAUCUCCAUGGAAACAAGCAACUGACGGAAACUCCACCAGAAAAGAUGCCUAAUGCACCUUUAAUACUAGGGCGGAAAUAUUUAUGUAUGAUUCAACAAUGGAUGGACUAAAUAAUUACUGUUAUUAUAAUUUGAAACCAGGUUAAAUUUUUUUUUUUACUCUACACUACACCAAGUCUCUUACAUUUUUAUUUUUUUAUAGUAUUUAUAUAUAUUUAUAUGUCUUAUGUUGUAUGUGUAAAAUGUAUAGUGUAAAUUUUAUGUUGUAAAAGUGUACAAAAAUGCUUUAUGUUAUUAUUUUUAGUGUGAGCCUGGUACAGUGAGCACUUUUUAGGUGAAGCUUCUGCCCAUAAACCAGAGACUAAACAGUUCAGAUAAACUUAUACUUUUGUAUCCUAUGACAGUAUACUUCACACACAAUAAAAUAAACU